AUGGCAGAUCUUGUGCAUGAACAAGACUGGAACUGGGAAAACUGUGGACGUGGAUUGUGUCUUGCUGAAAUUUGUGAAGUCUAUAGACCUACUGGCAAAGUUAUUGAGAUGCAGCCAAUGUUGACAGAGGAACAAAAAUUAAGUCUAAAGGAAUUCAAAUGGUGUUUUGGUGAAUACUGUAAGAUUCGGAUUGUGAAAUACCAAGGUGAUAAUAUUGUACUGGCUCCCAAUUUUAAAUUCAAAGCAGAAUACAGAAAAUCAGAUUUUGUUCUGAUUUUGAAGAACCUGACAACAGAAGACACUGGAAUCUAUACUGCAUCUGUCUUGAAUAACGAAUCUGAAUCAACAGAACUUAUUUCAUAUAAACUCUUUCUUCAAGAUCCUGUACGACAACUUUCAAACAAAGAAUUUCAAAUCCUGAACUCUGAUGGCAGUUGUAAUAUCACUCUGAAUUGCUCAGUUGGGGCAGGCACCGAAGUCACAUUGAAAUGGAAGCAGAUUGGAGCCAAUGAGUCUUUGAUUACUUCACACAAAGCUUCUCAUCUGGAAUAUUCUGCACACUAUAGAGCUGGAAGUCAUGCUUCUUUCACCUGUUUUGCAGAAAAUAAAGUCAGCAAUUUGUCAUUAACUACAAGAAAACUUUGUGAACCAGACAUGCCUAAAGGCAUUUCAUUAUUGCUCCUUAUAAUUUCAAUAGUAUCUCCUAUUAUUAUUUUAUUUGCUGUAAUUCUCGUAAUAUUUUGCUACCGGAAAACCCAUCGUAAAAACUUUGAUAAAGACGAAAGUGACGCCAAUACAGUGUAUGCUGGUAUAGCUGAAGUUAAUGAACAGGUACAUUUAUUCUUUUUUAACAUUUUUGAAUCAUAUGCUUUAAAACUGUUUAAUAACUGCUGGCAUUACAGAUGUGACAAUCCCAGAUAACGUCCCAUCUACUACCUGAGCUGUAAUCAGUGAGAACUUUGCCAGUUUUUCUGGGUUCACAAAAAUGUUUUCAGGCAAUUCUAAAUUGCUUCAGUUCAGGUGCGUACAUCAAUUUGGGUACUGGAAAACUACUGAAAACCCCAACUUUUAAAAUGGUAUGAUACCAGCAUUUUGGGAUUCCCCUUGUCACUCACUAGUAUAGAUUUUGAAAAACUUCUGUUUUGUAGAGUUUAUGAAAUGAAGACACAUGAUUUAAUGUGAUCGGGAGUUCAUGGACCCCUGCACCCCUUUUGCCUCAACUAAUGUGAUCUGGACUUCAUAGCUACCUAAAGGGAAGUGGGGGUUUUGGAGUUACAGUAUCUGUUAUUUGCUCUGAACUCUUUUGGUACCAGUACUGGUUGCACUCAGAAUCUUAGUACCAGUCCAACACUAGCAUAGAUCACUUCACCUUCUUUUCCUUGAGGAGGGUUGUUGUAGACACAUGCAGAACUCAACAGAUCAGGCCAACAUAUCCCCAGAAAUGUCUUUUAAACCCUCCUAGAAAACUGACAGAUAUAAAUGCACCAGCAUGCCCAGGGUCUUCUCCCGCUGGAGUGAGCUAUACACCUACCACACAAAUGACAUGCAAAUUCCAAACACACAACAACUAUAUGUGGGACUUGAGCCCAAGAUGCCUGAGGUGGCACUAUACCUACUACACCAUGGUGGCACUUUUAGUAAUCAUUUCUUUCUCUUGA
Molecule: messenger RNA, 1658 nt
Organism: Polypterus senegalus (gray bichir)
Lineage: Eukaryota; Metazoa; Chordata; Cladistia; Polypteriformes; Polypteridae
Product: SLAM family member 9-like
Exons: 5
Coding region: 1-921 (306 amino acids)
Source: RefSeq, a predicted model, not a curated record